UUGCUUAAGAUGGUUGUUUUUGACCUUUUUAAUUCUAUUAUAUACUUAGCCAUGUGCAAUGUCAUGGUAUCAGUGAUCAGUGUUUUCUCAUAAGGAGUUCCUUUUUCAAAUGCAUUUAUUAUUGUCGUUUGCUUCAGCCCUGUUUCUAUUUCUGGCUGUGGUGCUGUUACACUCAUGUGCUCUCUGUGUGAUCUGGAUUUCAGCACACACUCUUUAGGGUGCUUUCUUUGUGGUUAAACAAAUUCAUCAUGUUUCCUCAAUAUGCCAAUCUUGCCAUAGCAUGUUUUGUUUUCACCGUGUCUGUUCUGUAAAUUCCAGCAGUUCCAUUUAACUGAUGUUGAAAUUUUUAGGCAACAACUUCUCCAUGUUCUUAGCCAUGCUGUUGCCAGAGAAAACGAGGAGGAACCUUAAGCCAAGGAGCUGCCUACUCUGGGUUAUUAUUGGUUUGUUCAUGUGUCUGUCAGGGAGCACUUGAGCUGGACUAGUUAAUAGAAUAAAGUCUGGUUCAUAAAACAAGUUGCCAUGUCUAAGUGGUUCAGAAUUGUAAAUUUAUUCAAACUAAAAUCCCAUGUAAUGUUGGUAAAGAGAAAGUGGUAUUAGGUUUAAAGUAGCCCUUCUAUUAACUACAAAUGAUUUUAGCUACUUUCUGGUUUGGCCUUUUUGGUUAAGUUGUCACAGCUGACCUGCUUGCACUUCACACUCCUCUCUAUAGCAGAGGUCUCCCUCCCCUGAUUAUUGAACUGUUCACCUCACCUCCUGUCUGGACACACACACACACACACACAUACACACACACACAGACAGACUUGUCUUCUUGAACAGAAAUGGCAUGACACCACUGCAUAAUCUUCAAAACUACUCUUACUAUGAAUCCUCCUGCUUCUUAAGUUUGGAGCUUUUCACAUGUCCAAUUCAUUACAUGCUUAACGUAGAGGUAAAUAAGGUCUAGAAUCACAUAUUCUGGUCCCAUCCAGGGUGUUUUCCUGAGGCUCCAGAUCCCCCAUGACCCUGAUAAAGUGCUAACUGAAAAUGAAUGAAUUAAUGAUUUGGUGAUUAGAAUGUGAGGGGUCAGUCCCAGUAUAUUGAACGAUCACUCAGCACUGUAAACACAAGAACACAAAGGAGCAACAUUUCCUGUAGUUCAGAAAUGUGAAAGAUUUUUUUUUCCCAAUUUUAACUGCAUAAAUGUUUGUGUUUUCUAGGUAUGUAAGUAAUUCCAGCAGAAGAGAUUUGUGUUUUCAGGACUCAGCUGUGUAUCCAUGAGCUGUCAGUGCAUACACUAAUAUUCAAAAAUGGAGACCCCUGAGUUGGACACAGAUAAUGUGACCCCGCCCUCAAAAAAGCAAAAACUCCAGAGAAAGAGAUCAGACUCAUCAGCACCCAGCUGUGUCUCCAUGAAGAGUGAUGUGUCUAUGGAUCUUCCUCGGAACUUUAAACAUGGAAACCCCUCAUGUGCACACAGUGUUCUACAGAAGUCAGGAGACAGAAGAGAAAAGAACAUCAUCACAGCUACAGGACACGACCUAGAAUCUGCUGCUGUAAAUGAAUUCCAGAAAAAGUGCAAAUUAAAUCUGAUGAAGAAAUUUCAGUGCUUAAAUGGAGUGAUAAUAAACCAGGAAACCCGAACACUCCUGAAUGAGAUCUACACAGAGCUCUAUAUCACAGAGGGAGGCUGUGGAGACGUCAAUAAAGAACAUGAAGUGAGACGGCUCGAGGCAGCAUCCAGGAGAACAACAGAGGAAACACCAAUCAAAUGCAAUGACAUCUUUAAGACCUUAUCUGAACAAGACAAACCCAUCAGAACUGUGCUGACGAAGGGAGUCGCUGGCAUCGGAAAAACAGUUUCUGUCCAGAAGUUCGUUCUGGACUGGGCUGAAGGGAAAGCAAAUCAGGACGUCCACCUCAUAUUUCCACUUCCUUUCAGAGAGCUGAAUUUGAUGAAGGACCAAAAUCUGAGUCUGAUGGAUCUCCUUCAUGUCUGUUUUAAGGAAACAAAUGAAAAAGAAAUGUCCAGUUUGGAAAAGGUUCUGUUCAUUUUUGAUGGAUUGGACGAGUGUCGUUUUUCUCUGGAUUUCCAGAACACAGUGAGAGUGUGUGAUGUAAAUGAAUCAGCAUCUUUGCAUGUGCUGCUGAUAAACCUGAUCAAAGGGAAUCUACUUCCCUCUGCUCUCAUCUGGAUCACUUGCCGACCAGCAGCAGCUGAUCAAAUCCCCUCUGAGUAUGUCCAUCGAGUCACAGAGAUACGAGGAUUCAGUGACCCACAGAAGGAGGAGUACUUGAGCAAGAGAACCAGUGAUCAGAGCGUGGCCAAUAAGAUCAUCACACACCUGAAGUCAUUAAGAAGCCUCUACAUCAUGUGUCAUAUCCCAGUCUUCUGCUGUAUUUCAGCCACCGUUCUAGAGAGAAUGUUGGGUGAAGCAGAGAGUGGAGAGAUCCCCAAGACUCUGACUCAAAUGUACACACACUUCCUUAUCAUUCAGACAAAAAUCAUAAGAGGAAAGUACUCAAAGAAGCAGGAGAGUGAUGAAGAAAUGCUUCUCAAACUGGGACACCUGGCUUUUCAGCAGCUGCAGAAAGGCAACCUGAUCUUUUAUGAGGAAGACCUGAGAGAGUGUGGCAUUGAUGUGACAGAAGCAGCAGUGUACUCAGGUGUGUGUACGCAGAUCUUCAGAGAGGAGUUUGUCUUUCACCAGAGUAAAGUGUAUUGCUUUGUUCAUCUGAGCAUUCAGGAGCAUCUUGCAGCUCUGUAUGUGCACCUGACAUUCAUGAAGGAAAAGAGAAAUGUUCUUGUACAGAGUCGGGUCUUUAAGACAAUUUCAGAUGUCCACAAGAGUGCUGUAGAUCAGGCCUUAGAAACUAAAACUGGAUAUCUGGAUCUUUUCCUCCGCUUUCUUCUGGGUCUCUCGCUGGAGUCCAAUCAGAAACUGUUACAUGCCUUAGUAACACAGACAGGAAGUUGCUCCCAGACAGUAAAGAGGAAAACAGUACACUACAUCAAAGAGAAGAUCAGUGGAGAUCUUCCUAUAGAGAAAUCCAUCAAUCUUUUCCACUGUCUGAAUGAACUGGGUGAUAAUUCUCUAGUGAAACAAAUCCAAUGCUACUUGAAAUCUGGAAAGCAAAGUGAACUCUCUUCUUCACAGUGGUCUGCUCUGGUGUUUGUCUUACUGACUUCAGCACAGGAGCUGGAGGAAUUUGACCUGAGUAAAUAUAUCACUACAGAUAAAAUAAGAGAUGAGGUUGUUGUGAAGGUGAUGCCUGUGAUUGCAGCAUCAAGGAAAGCAAUUAUGAGGUGUGAUACAAUUCAAGAAAGAAGUUGGUCAGCUCUGGCCUCAGUGCUCAACUCAGAAACCUCCAAUCUGAGAGAACUGCAUCUGACUGUGACUACACUGGAUCUGUCUGGGAAUAAACUAGGUGACUCAGGAGUGAAGAGUCUCUCUGCUCUACUGAAGAAUCCUCACUGUAAAGUGAAAAAACUUUGGUUGUGUUAUUGUGAUGUGUCAAAUGAAGGCUGUGCUGCUCCGACAUCAGCUCUGAGAUCAAACCCCUCACACCUGAGAGAACUGUAUCUGUCUGGGAAUAAUCUAGGAGACUCAGGAGUGAAGUGUCUCUCUGCUCUACUGGAGAAUCCUCACUGUAAACUGGAGACACUGAGGUUGUGUAAUUGUGAUCUCUCAGAUGAAGGCUGUGCUGCUCUGACUUCAGCUCUGAGAUCAAACCCUUCACACCUGAUAGAGCUGUAUCUGUCUGGGAGUAAACUAGGAGACUCAGGAGUGAAGUGUCUCUCUGCUGGACUGGAGAAUCCUGACUGUAAUCUGGAGAUACUGAGGUUGUGUUAUUGUGGUGUAAGAGGCGAAGGUUGUGCAGCUCUGGCUUCAGCUCUGAAAUCAAACCCCUCUCACCUGAGAGAACUGGAUCUGUAUGGGAAUAAUGUAGGAGACUCAGGAGUGAAGUGUCUCUCUGCUGGACUGGAGAAUCCUCACUGUAUACUGGGGACACUGAGGUUGUGUGAUUGUGGUGUCUUACAUGAAGGCUGUGCUGCUCUGACUUCAGCUCUGAGAUCAAACCCCUCACACCUGAGGGAACUGGAUCUGUCUGGGAAUAAAUUAGGAGACUCAGGAGUGAAGUGUGUCUCUGCAGUACUGGAGAAUCCUCAUAAACUGGAGAUACUGGGGUUGCGUUAUUGUGGUGUCUCAGAUGAAGGCUGUGCUUUUCUGACUUCAGCGCUGACAUCAAACCCCUCACACCUGAGAGUACUGGAUCUGUCUGGGAAUAAUCUGGGAGACUCAGGAGUGAAGUGUCUCUCUGAUGUACAGGAGAAUCUUCACUAUAAACUGGAGACACUGAGGUUGUGCGAUUCUGGUGUCUCAGAUGAAGGCUGUGCUGCUCUGACUUCAGCUCUGAGAUCAAACCCCUCACACCUGAGAGAACUGGAUCUGUCUGGGAACAAUCUAGGAGACUCAGGAGUGAAGUGUGUCUCUGCUGUACUGGAGAAUCCUCACUGUAAACUGGAGACACUGAGGUUGCGUUAUUGUGGUGUCUCAGAUGAAGGCUGUGCUGCUCUGGCUUCAGCUCUGAGAACAAACCCCUCACACCUGAGAGACCUGGAUCUGUAUGGGAAUAAAAUAGGAGACUCAGGAGUGAAGUGUCUCUCUGCUCUGAAGAAUGAUGAAUAUUACAAACUACAGACACUGAGAUUUGAUUAGACUACACACAAUUAUACACUGAGUGUAGAAUGACCUGUGAUCCCUGGACAAAAUUUCCUCAAUCCCAGAGAAAACCUGAGGGAAUAAUUUGGAAGAGCAGGUGAAAAACCACACGAAUUGGAACUGAACCCAGUCAGUGGAAGAUGGAGCUGAAAUGGACAGGAGUAGUUUCAAGACAUUGGUGGGAUUCUCACAGGACUUGGCAUCUGAGGAGUUUAUGUGAGGAAGCUCCUAGGAGACUCGCUACAAGUCACGUUUAUCACUUUGUCCUUUGGCCGGUGUUUAAUAUAAUUGAGAUCUUUUGUUACAGGAUCAGACCUAUGUUCUUUAUUUUCUCUGAUAUCUGAUCCCUGUUUUUUGAUGGUAUCAGCUGAUCAUACCCGAUAUGGGAUCAGUGCCAUCUCUAGUACUUAAGUAUACACUACUUGUAAUAUUUUGCACAAUUGUAUCAAAUACAUUUUGAAGAAAUAAAUAUAUAAACACAGUGUAAUUAUUUUUGUUGUAUAAAAGUAGUUUAUGUAUUUAUCAUUAAUUUUGUAGCAAUAAAAUUAAUUUCUGUAACAGUUAUUAAAAAUAAAUUUGUCUAACAAAAGAUAUAUGAGCUUAUUUGGGUGAUAUAAUUUCGUUAUUUCUUGGUAUUUCAGUUGUAAGAGAUUGGGAGAGAAACACACACACACACACACACACAACAGUUUUUGCAAAAGCAAUAACAAAAGCUUUUUUUUAUUUAAAAAAUAAUAAUAAUAAAGUCCACCCUAGUGAAAAAAAGUAUAAAUUAUUGUAUUUGUAAUAUAUUUCCUGUUUCAAUAGUACAUUGCAAAUAUACUAACAAAAAAUUGUACUAACUUUAAAUAUAUAAAAAGUGUAUUACCACCAUGCUUUUACCUAUUUUUACCAACUUUUAACACACUUUAAAAUAAUUGUAAUUUAGUAUAUUUUCUAAAAAUAUAUUUUACAAAAAUAUACUUGAAUUGAAAGUUUUGUUUAUUUUUUUAAAAGUGUAUUUAUUUGCACUUUAUGUAAAUAUAUUUUAGUAUUAUUUUUAACUGUGUGCUGAAAAUGACCAUUGUAACAAUGCAUUGAAAGUAUACUUUCAAAGUACAUUAUUAAAUAACCUGAAGGUGUAGUAUACUUUAAGUUCAAUUUUGGAGUAAUUUUUAAGUGGACUUCUUCAAGCUUGCAAUUCACUUCAUUACUGCUUUCAGAAAGUAAUAAAACAUAUGAUAAAUGCGUUGAAAGCCCAUUUAAAACAUUUUUAAAUAAAGUGUAUGCACUGCACAAAAGGCUACUCUUGUAAUUGUGAUUUAAGUAUUUUAAUAAAUUUAUACAAUGUCACAGAGAGGUCCAAUGUAUAAA
This is a messenger RNA of Pangasianodon hypophthalmus (striped catfish), 6059 nucleotides long. Its product is annotated as NACHT, LRR and PYD domains-containing protein 3-like. The record is from RefSeq and is a predicted model, not a curated record. Gene Ontology annotation, molecular function: protein binding. NCBI's taxonomy places the organism in Eukaryota, Metazoa, Chordata, Actinopteri, Siluriformes, Pangasiidae.